Messenger RNA from Benincasa hispida (wax gourd), 1551 nucleotides. RefSeq names its product P-loop containing nucleoside triphosphate hydrolases superfamily protein. Gene Ontology annotation, cellular component: GET complex. Gene Ontology annotation, biological process: tail-anchored membrane protein insertion into ER membrane. Gene Ontology annotation, molecular function: ATP binding; ATP hydrolysis activity. Lineage: Eukaryota; Viridiplantae; Streptophyta; Magnoliopsida; Cucurbitales; Cucurbitaceae. The record is from RefSeq and is a predicted model, not a curated record.
AAAGAAAAAUAAAUAAAUAAAUAAAUAAAAGGAAGCGGAGAUAAUCGGUAAUCGCUGUUUCGUCUCAAAUCGGACUCGAAACUGGUCGUGUAAAUUCAUUCAUUCCCCUUAGAAGAAGAUCGGCCACUGCAUUCCUUCGCUUCCAAUUCCCAAAUCCGUGAUCACGUUCAAUCAGAGCCCACUCCAGUCUCUCUUCUAGAGAGGGAGAGAAGAGAGGUUAUCUUGGGAGCCCCAAAAAUGGCUGAAGAAUUACCUGAAGGAACGGUUCAGAAUCUACUGGAUCAAGAGACUCUUAAAUGGGUUUUUGUUGGUGGCAAAGGCGGUGUCGGAAAAACCACCUGCAGCUCCAUCCUCUCCAUUCUUCUCUCCCGUGUCAGAUCCUCUGUUUUGAUUAUCUCUACCGACCCUGCUCACAAUCUCAGCGAUGCCUUUCAGCAGAGAUUCACCAAGGCACCCACCUUGGUUAAUGGCUUCUCCAAUCUCUAUGCCAUGGAGGUGGAUCCUACUGUGGAAAAUGAAGAAGUCGGCGAGGGGAUGGAUGGCUUAUUUUCUGAGCUAGCUAAUGCUAUUCCUGGAAUUGAUGAGGCAAUGAGCUUUGCAGAGAUGCUCAAAUUAGUACAAACAAUGGAUUAUUCUGUAAUUGUAUUUGACACGGCUCCAACUGGCCACACUCUUCGGCUGUUGCAAUUUCCAUCAACCUUAGAGAAAGGGCUUUCAAAGAUAAUGUCUUUGAAAAGUAAAUUUGGAGGCUUAUUCGGUCAGAUGACCCGGAUGUUUGGAGUUGAUGAUGAGUUUGGCGAGGAUGCAAUUCUGGGAAAAUUGGAAGGCAUGAAAGAUGUUAUUGAACAAGUUAAUAGACAAUUCAAAGAUCCUGAUUUGACUACAUUUGUCUGUGUCUGCAUUCCCGAGUUCCUUUCUCUUUACGAAACAGAGAGAUUAGUUCAAGAGCUCACCAAGUUCGAGAUUGAUACUCAUAAUAUUAUCAUUAACCAAGUACUUUUUGAUGACGAAGAUGUUGAAUCCAAGUUACUGAAAGCAAGAAUGCGGAUGCAACAGAAGUAUCUUGACCAAUUUUACAUGUUGUACGAUGACUUCCACAUCACCAAGUUGCCAUUGCUGCCUCAAGAGGUGACUGGGGUUGAAGCUCUGAAGGACUUCUCAGGUAAUUUUUUGAGCCCAUAUGAACCAACGACCUGCAGAGACUCAGUAGAAGAAUUGGAGAGGAAAAUAUCAACGUUGAAGCAGCAGUUGAACGAUGCUGAAACUGAGCUUGAUAGAAUUAGAAAAGGAAAGCAAAAGGCCUAAGCCCCCCACAGCCUUUCUUUUAACCAACUCCCAACUCUCUCUCUUUUUUUUUUUUUUUUUUUUUCCAUAUGUUUUUCUUUAUUUUUUUAAUUUAUUUUUCGAGAAUUAUAAUCACUAAAGUGGCAUCCCGUGUUGGUUUAUAAGGACAAAUGUUGCUGCAUUAGCCUUUUAUUUAGCCUAUUUACUUUUGGAGUAUUUUUGCUGUAUCCAUUUUCUGGUCAAUAUAGUUGUUCAUUCAUUAUUUCA